Messenger RNA from Cyclocybe aegerita, 1200 nucleotides. Lineage: Eukaryota; Fungi; Basidiomycota; Agaricomycetes; Agaricales; Hemipholiotaceae. The record is from the annotation of a GenBank genome assembly.
AUGUCUUCCUCGAUGUAUUCAGAACGCGGAGGUCCGAUCAAUGACCCCCUCUCUUUUUUGGGGGACUGGCUGCACGAAGCUCCUGUUUUGAAGCGUAUUGAGCUGCCUUGUACACCCCAACUCUGGACAUCGAGGUUCCUCCAGGAUCUCACGUAUCUCGAUGUAGAUGAUUCAACCGACUAUGGGUUUUCCGAUGUCUGCGAAUUGCUGCAAGCAUUAGAACGCAUGCCAGCUCUGCAAGUUCUACGCCUUGUGAGUUCGGGUAUUCUCAGUCGACGAUCGCCUCGGCCUUCCUUAGUCCUUUCCGAUGUCCACCUUUCCGAGCUACAAGAAAUAGAGCUCUUCGACUCCCAAUCCAAUUUAACUGACCUCUUGGUGCAUCUUCGAUUUCCCUCCUCCACCCAGAUCACUCUGACUUGCCGUGGUGGAAACGGUAACGAUGUCGAUUUUUCGGACAUCCUCUCAGCUCUGAGUAACGGUUCACACUUCUCCCAGUGCAAUGCUUCCAUGAAGGUGGGAUCCCCACUUGCUACGCGGGCCUUGCGAAUCUCCCCCAACUCUUCUAACAAAUACGGAAACAGAAUCCAAUUUGAAGCUUGGUCAGAAGACCCUGAUGCAUUGGAGGACCUCCAACCUAAAGCGCUGUGUCUCGCUACAAAUCCCAGAGUUAGACUGCUUUUCUAUUGGAACUCGCCUCUAGCAGAACCACACGUCUUUCAGACUGUUACUGCUGCUGUCAGAAAGGCGUUGUUUUGUCAAAACUUGAACCUAAUGAUUCUCUUGGACCCCACAACAACUCGACAUGAAUGGGUGCAGCAGAGAUCAAGUUAUCUAGCUGUCUUGAAAGAAUUUGAGACAUCCCCAGCAUUACACUCGAUUUUCACCUCGGGAAUGUACAUGGAGCCACUUCUGACAUUGUUGGAUUCAGCUACAGGUUCAGAGCAAACCGGCACCCGAAAGCCUUUCCCUGCUUUACGCAAGGUCUGGUUUCACGACGCGGAUUUUACGGGAUACGCCGCUGGUCGCGGUUCCAUCAUCGAUCCGCAUUCUCUCUUGCAAGACACGGUCAAAGGUCGGCUGUUGGAUGUUCUGUGCAUUUCUUCCGCUUUUGGCUGGACCAAGGGGCAUACCAGACUCGUGCAAGAGUAUGUGACCACACUCGUUUGGGAUGGGGUGGAAGGUGAGGUCGUGGCUUGCUAG